Myotis brandtii (Brandt's bat) is the source of this 645-nucleotide messenger RNA. Its product is annotated as keratin-associated protein 10-12. The record is from RefSeq and is a predicted model, not a curated record. Bases 1 to 645 code for a protein of 214 amino acids. NCBI's taxonomy places the organism in Eukaryota, Metazoa, Chordata, Mammalia, Chiroptera, Vespertilionidae. Gene Ontology annotation, cellular component: keratin filament. The transcript is spliced from 2 exons.
AUGGCCACAUCCACCCUGUCCGUCUGCUCCAAUGACCUGAGCUAUGGCAGCCGUGCCUGCCUGCCCGGCUCCUGUGACUCUUGCCCGGACUCCUCCUGGCAGGUGGACGACUGUCCAGAGAGCUGCUGUGAGCCCACCUGCUGUGCCCCCAGCUGUUGCACCCCGACCUCCUGCCUUACCCUUGUUUGUACCCCAGUGAGCUGUAUGUCCAGCCCCUGCUGUCAGACGACCUGUGGGCCAAGCCCCUGCCAGUCAACCUGCACCAGCUCCUGCAUGUCCUUGUGCUGCCAGCCCUCCUGUUGCACCUCCUCCCCCUGCCAGCAGGCCUGCUGUGUGCCCGCCUGCUGCACACCUGUCUGCUGCAAGCCCCUGUGCUGUGUGCCUGUCUGCUCUGGGGCCUCCUCCUGCUGCCAGCCCACCCCCUGCACCUCAUCCUGCUGCAGACCCUCCUCCUGCGUGUCCCUCAUCUGCCGCCCCGUGUGCAGGCCUGCCUGCUGCGUGCCCGCCUCCUCCUGCUGUGGCCCUGCCUCCUCCUGCCAGCCCAGCUGCUGCCGCCCAUCCUCCUGUAUGUCCCUGCUCUGCCGCCCCGUGUGCUCCGGCCCGGCCUGCUGUGUCCCCACCUUGGCCCAGACGUCCUGCUGCUGA